UGUGAAUCAGCCUCACCCGCGUCUCUGCUCUCAGUCUGUGAGCAGCGGCUCAGCGACUCGUCCUCCCAGCGCCGCACCGAGCACCUUCAACCCUGCAGACUGACGUGGAAGAAAUGUCUGUCCAGACUGCAGUCAGUGUGCUACUUGCUGCCCUUGUUCUUAUUCCAGGUGUCCUGAGUCAGAACUGGGGGGUGUGGUACAACCCUGGGAGUAUCUGUGCACUGCAGGGGUCGACGGUGGUCAUGGGGUGCACCUACAGUUACCCCAGAGAUAACACUGUGACACAAACAUUCUGGUUUAUAGAGAAACCAGUGUACCCAACUGAACCCACAGACCUGUCUGCUGUGCCUCAGUAUGUGAACCGUACAGAAUACCUGGGGAAUAAGGUGAACAACUGCACCCUCAGACUGAGGAACCUGACAACAAGUGACAGCACAACUUACUGGUUUAAGUUUAUAACAAACACAGCUGGGGGUAAAUGGACAGGACAACCAGGAGUGUCACUCUCAGUCACAGGUCUGCAGGCACAGGUGAACUCCAGCACAGUAACAGAGGGGCAGGCUGUGAACCUGACCUGUAAGACCAGCUGCACUCUGAGUGACCCCACUUUCACCUGGUACAGGAACGGUCUCCUCCUCCCUGCACAGACCCCCUCCAGCCCCCUGACCUUUAACCCUGUCAGCUACGAGCAUGAUGGGAGCUACUCCUGCACUGCAAGAGGCUACGACAACCUGCCCUCCCCUGCGGUCACGCUCAGUGUCAGAUGUGAGUAUGAUCCUGGUGGUUUAUUGGAUCAGGAGUGUUGGGACAGCAGCUCUCUCUGGAGUCAGUCCUCAAGGGCAGCAGUCCAGCAGUUUCUCAGAGCUCUCCUCAGACCAUCACCUGGACUAAAAGAGUCUAGAGCACUGGGACUGGGCUGUGUCAGUGUGCUGGAGUUCAUGCACUGGCUGCACAAAUUCCAAUAUCUGCUGUAUGCCACCAAAAGCACCUCAGUGUCCAUCAGCCCCUCUGGUGCAAUAGCAGAAGGCAGUUCUGUCACCCUGACCUGCAGCAGCACUGCAAACCCUCGGGUGAAGAACUACACCUGGUUUAAGACCAGUGGUGCUGGAGUCUGGAAGAUGGAAUCAGGGCAGAGUUUAACUAUUGCAGAGGUCAGCUCUGCAGACAGUGGACAGUACUACUGUGAAGCACAGAAUAACAUGGGAGCUUGCAGAUCUGCUGCUGUGACUCUUGUAGUGUCCAGAGGCUGCACUCUAUUAACAGCACUGGUGGCGGCUGUGGGAUCUGUUGUUGUGCUGCUGCUGGCCGUCCUAAUAAUCCUAUUGAUCAGAAGGAGGGUGACUGCCCCGCCCACACAGGACAGCAGCACUGGAGGAGCCCAGACUGAGAGCCCACAGGACAGCGACAACUACACUGCUCUCCAGAGUCCAGCUCAGUCCCCAGUAUAUGAGAAUAUCAGGACAUCAGAGAAGGGAAGAGGGAACUGACACAGCUGGGGAUGAGACGUAGUGUUGAAAGUGUCGUGUUCAGCAUACAGUGUGUGAUACCAUUGUUCAACAGCGUUUCUGGGGAAAAAGAAGCUUCCUUCCUUUUAUUUCACAGUUCUGUUAUUCUGCCACCCCUGCAGCCCCACUGACGGGUCCUCCAUGCCUGGACAGCCCCACCCAAACAGCACCGGGAUAACAUGCAAGUGCCACACAGAAAGUAGCCCCAGCUGGUAAUGGAGCGCAGGACGUGGCGCAUCAUGGGUGUUGUGGCCACACAUUCACAGGCCUCCCCUUGCUCCAUGACGACACCCAAAACUGAUCAGACAAAUAGGAGUGUUUCCUGACAUCAUGUCACGACAGAAAGUCGUGCACAUCUCCUGCUGUAUCGGGCUCUCCCUGUGUGUGUGACGCCUUGUCCUGCUGGUCUUUUUCCCCAGCUGAGCUGUUAGCAGACCUUUCCCCAGAAACACAGAGGUUGUAUUGUUGUGUUGUGUGUUUGUCCUCUCCCCGGCGGCUGGCUCUCUGGUUGAAUUUAGCCUGUUUUUCUUUUUUUUAUUGGCUCAGGGGGGCGGGGGGUGGGCAGUAACCAUGGUUCCCAAAGCCACAUUCCCGAGCACACAGCACAUCUGGGAUCUGACUGUUUGCGGGACUUGAAUUCAAAGGCCACCUCCCCUCUCUCCACUCACACCUCCCUGUCCGGCUUUCCCCCGGAUCAGCUGACCCCCUGCAGCGUUGCUAUGGGUCAGUCGCCCUGGUGGCCUUGAAAUCCUUCGCGUUGCUCCUGGCAAUGCCCUGCUUUCGAUUUCCCACAGAGAGGCCCUCCUCUGCUGCCAAGAGCGCUCCGCUUCACUCUGUUUUUCUGUUUCAGCUUCCCCUUCCCUCUCUCCAGCUCCAGCACUCCCAUAGUCUGCCAGCUCUCCAACUGGCUGUUUGGAGCCCUAAAUCACUCAUGGGGGGUGUUCGCUUGUACAGGGCAAGGUGGUGAUUGUGGGCCAGCCACUGCUCUGCUUUAGUGUGCUGGAUGGGGGGCUCUUGGGGAGGGGUGGUGUUACAAAUUAAAGGACUCAUAUCAUUUUGUUCUUUAUUCUCACUUCCUGAGGGUCCACGUAAAUUGCUUCUCCUCCACUCUCUUCUGCUCUUUUGGUGGUUAUUCUCCUUUCCCUUUAAAAACUCAGAACAGUAACUCCUGAAGAGGAAGAACUUCUCGCAAGCUCCGUCGCAGGAAGCGUCCGGGGGAAGGAAAUGACUGCUGCACCUAUGUACUGGAGAAAGCCCAUGGCGUCACGCCACAAAACUUCCCCAUAUUGUUUCAGUGCUGGGCUGUGAAAAGGUCUUUUCAGAAUCUGGUGCUGCUGGCGUGAGGAAAGAAUGUUUCUCCUCAAACAGUUCCAAGCAGAAAUAAUGAAAUCAGAAAUGCAUGGAGAUAUAAAUACAGAGGAGGAAACUGCAAAAUAGAUUAAUAUCACUUGAAUCAGCUCAUUACUGGCUUAAUUGAAACAAGUCAACAAACACAUCCAAUAACCAGCAGGAGUUUUCAAAUUUGAGGUCAGGCUACAAGUGUAACAAAGAUCCCAGAGUUCAGCUGAUUGAGUGGAGCAAAACUCAAUAUUGAUGCAAAUGUAUCCCCAAAGUAUAAGGAAGGGGUCAACUAUCCUGCUCCUGGAUGUGUCAGUGUGUCUGCAGCCAAUUCUGGUCCUGGAAGUUC
Lepisosteus oculatus (spotted gar) is the source of this 3192-nucleotide messenger RNA. The record is from RefSeq and is a predicted model, not a curated record. Lineage: Eukaryota; Metazoa; Chordata; Actinopteri; Semionotiformes; Lepisosteidae.